GGCAGAUGCUCCAAUUCUUCUGCUGCUUGUCACGACCUAGGCGAGGAAGCAGAAAAUUCCGUCGUGGACCACCACCGGAAACAAACAAGCGCACUGAACCAGGGCUUGUCCUGCUAGGUGCUCGUUUCACCCACCGAUUUCCCCCCUCCAUUUUACCCCAUCUAGAGCUUGUGGUUUUCUCAAUCUACACGCCUUGACGGGCGAUAAACCACAACGGCAAGAUGUCUGUCGCCACCAAGAACCUCUACGACCUCCUCGGCAACGACAUCGAGGAGGACGAGCCCCGCCCUCUCGUGAAGCCCGUCGAGAAGACCUCGACCCACACGGUUAAGCGCAACACGGAUGGCCUCCCGCCUUCCAAGGGCCCGGCCACCUCCGGCAACCGUCGGGGCGGCGCCAAAGUCAGCGGUAACGAGGCUGUCUUCCGCGAUCGCGACGCUGGACGGGAGUCCAACCGUGCUAAGCCCACGGACGCGCCCCAGCGUGGCGGUCGCCGUGGCGGCUUCCGUGAGCGCGGUGAUCGUCGGCCCUACAGGAGCGCUCCUCACAGCAACUCUGAAAAGCAGGCUGAGAAGUCCUGGGGCGCCGCCGAGGGCGAGUCCGAGCUGAAGGAUGAGAAGGCCGGCGCCGAAAUCGCCGAGUCCGAGAAGAAGGCUGACGAGGAAGGUGGCGAGGCCGAAACCAAGGAGGAGGGUCCCGAGGAGAAGCAGAUGACCUACGACCAAUACCUCGCCCAGCUCGAAGAGAAGAAGGUUGACGCCGAGCUGCGGGUGCGCAAGCCCAACGAGGGCGUCAAUGACUCUAAGUGGAAGGAUUUCACUCCCCUCAAGAGGGAUGAGAACGAGGACUACGUCCCCAGCACCGGCGGCAAGACCAAGCGCGAGCGUGAGCGCAAGGCCAAGCAGUACAUUGAGAUCGAUAACCGCUACAAGGAGCCUGAGCGCCCCCGUGGCGGCCGUGGCGGCCGUGGCGGUGCCCGUGGCGAUGGUGGCCGUGGCCGUGGCCGUGGUGGUGCUCCCCGCGGCGGUCGCGGUGGUCGCGCCCAGGAGGCCGCGCCGAUCGACACCAACGACGAAACUGCCUUCCCCAGCUUGGGCGGCAACUAAAUUCGCACAAACUUUGAACAACUCCGCGGGAACCGGCCACUUGUUCUUGUUCCCUGGGAUUGCGGAAUCAACGGGGCAAUGAAGGAUAUGGGAUUGGCGGGAAUCGGCAUGUGCAUUGGCCGCGGAUCACACCUGGUCUUCUGGAGCAAUACCUUACCGCGUCAGGAAAGGUUAAACCACUGGCUCACGAUACUUCUCCCAAAAAAAAACAAUGAAAGUUUCUUUUUCUCUUCAAACGAAGGCUGGCCGUUGGGUUUCUCACAGAAUUGCCUCAGCGUGCGUUCCUCACAAUUUUGUUGGCCGCUGGAGAAGGUGAGGUGGUGAGGAGGGAUUGCCGCGGAGCUUCCCCAGUGGCCAUAUCUGGUAUCCAUGUACUGUAUUGAUAAAGCCGGCUGAUCUACAGCUUCCACCUUCCGCCGUUCUGAGCUUGGCAGUUCCGAGGAAGCAGUGCUUCGAAUGCCGGUGUGCGACUGGCUUGUGAGUGU
Messenger RNA from Thermothelomyces thermophilus ATCC 42464, 1591 nucleotides. RefSeq lists its product as uncharacterized. Gene Ontology annotation, cellular component: cytoplasm; nucleus. The transcript has 6 exons. The coding region runs from base 222 to 1106 and encodes 294 amino acids. Gene Ontology annotation, molecular function: RNA binding. The record is from RefSeq and is a predicted model, not a curated record. Lineage: Eukaryota; Fungi; Ascomycota; Sordariomycetes; Sordariales; Chaetomiaceae.